Molecule: messenger RNA, 579 nt
Organism: Neolamprologus brichardi
Lineage: Eukaryota; Metazoa; Chordata; Actinopteri; Cichliformes; Cichlidae
Product: claudin-4-like
Cellular component (GO): bicellular tight junction; membrane
Molecular function (GO): structural molecule activity
Source: RefSeq, a predicted model, not a curated record
AUGAAACCUGGCGGGAGACAGCUUCUAGGUUUGGUCUUGGCCAUUUUCGGAGUCCUGGGGAGCAUCAUCAGCUGUGCUCUCCCCACAUGGAGAUCCCCUGAGUGGAGGAAAUCAGAGGGUUUGUGGAAGUCCUGUAACUUUGAUUAUAGUUACUAUCCACGACCAACAACAGAGUGCAAAUCUUAUGAUUCUCUGCUGGCCUUACCUCAAGACCUGCAGGCUGCCAGAGUGCUCAUCGUCAUUGCCAUCAUUGUCGGGAUCUUUGGAGUCAUGGUUGGUGUUGUCGGGGGCAACUGCACCAACUUGGUGUCAAAUACGAGGAAAAAUAGCAAAGUGGCUAUAGCUUCUGGAAUUAUCUUCAUCAUAUCAGGUGUCUUGGUGCUCAUACCAGUCUGCUGGACCACAAUCACCAUAGCUCAUGAAUCCUACAAUGAAGAAUACAGAAUGGGAGCUGCGCUCCACAUCGGGUGGGUGUCUGUAGGGCUGCUGAUACUGGGUGGAAGUCUCCUCUGCAGCUCCCGUCCACUCAAAAAGGAGACUAGCUAUGAUGUCAAGUACUCCCAACCUCCCUCUGUGUAA